AUGGACGAGCAGUGCGUGCAGCUGGCGGAGCGCGAGAACGCGGCACGGGCGGGCGCGGAGGCGGCGACGGAGCAGGCGCGGGCGGACCUGGAGGCGCGCGUCGCGACUCUGCAGGCGCAGGCGGAUGGGCUUGCCGGGUCGCUCGGGGCGGCGCGGAGGGAGCGCAGGGAGCUCGCCGCGCGGCUGUGGCGCACGGAGCAGGAGCUCGAGGAGUCGAAGGCGAAGGUCGCGGACCAGACGGAGGCGCGCCGCACGGGCUCGCGGAAGGGCGAGGGCGCGAAGCGUGUCGUGCCGAUGGCACGCGAGUGCGUGCGCAACGUUAACGCGAUGGUGGAGCUGGAGGCGGUGCGGCGCACAGCGUCGAGCGCCCUCGAGGAGCAGCUCGAGGACACCCAGAAGGAGCUUGAGCACGCCGAGGAGCGCCUCGACGGCGUCGUGGACGGAGCGGCCCGCGAUUGCUGCCGACACUCUCGCGUCGUCGCAGGCCGCGGACCUCGUGGACCUCGCAGACGGCGCCGCGGCGCUCGACGUUGCUUGCGCCGAGCUCGCCGCGGCCCGCGCGGCCCAGUCCGGCCUCGACGCCCACGUGGCGGAGCUAGAGGCGGAGCGCAACUUGCCGCAAGGCGCACACGCUCGAGUCGCGGCUGGCCGGGGAGGCGCGCACGGCAGGCGUUGCUCGAGGAGCGCGACAUCGAGGAGCUCCGCGCGCGGUGCGAGCGCGAGGAGCGCGGCCGCUUCGAGCACGCGGGCUGCGCUGCGCAGCUGACGCGUGGAGGAGCUCGAGGAGGCGUGUAG
Pedinophyceae sp. YPF-701 is the source of this 795-nucleotide messenger RNA. The record is from the annotation of a GenBank genome assembly. NCBI's taxonomy places the organism in Eukaryota, Viridiplantae, Chlorophyta, Pedinophyceae.